Messenger RNA from Corylus avellana, 1539 nucleotides. Lineage: Eukaryota; Viridiplantae; Streptophyta; Magnoliopsida; Fagales; Betulaceae. The record is from RefSeq and is a predicted model, not a curated record.
UUUGUUCAUCUUCAUCUUCUCCGGAAACUUUCGCAUCCAAACCCUUCAAUUUUUUGUAUUUUGGUAUAGAAAGAAAUCUGAACCCUUGGUAGAAUAUAUAUAUUUCCCAACAGAUUUAACCGAAAACGAUUCAUUGCUUUAACUGAUUUCGUUGUUAAUUUUCAUAAAAAUAGAAUUUUCAAAGUUUCUAGAUUCCAUUAAAUCUCGCUAAUCAGAAAACCAAUGCCACUGACACUGAUAUAUCUCUCUUUUGCCAGCCCGCAUCAUACGUAAAAGUUUGAAAACUUGUAUGAGAAGUCUGAGAAAUCCGUGAAAGAUGAAUUUGAAUGGAGUAGUCGUCGCGCUUGUGCUGGCCCUGCUAGCGUGCGCGCCCCGGCGCAGUUACUCGCAGCAGCGGCUCGCCGUGCCCAUGACUUUGGUUCGAAACGCUCCCGCUCUCGGCGCUUUUUGCUUGGAUGGGAGUUUGCCGGCGUAUCAUCUCCACAGAGGCUUCGGCGAUGGCGCAAACAACUGGCUUUUACAGUUCGAGACGUCACUGCUUUAUUUUAGAGGGCAAAAGAUUUGGGAAGCAAUUAUUCUUGACCUUCUACCAAAAGGUUUGGGACAUGCGCGCAAGGCUUUACUUUCAGGUUGCUCUGCUGGGGGUUUAGCAUCCUUUCUACAUUGUGACAAUUUCACCAAGUACUUACCAGAGAAUGCCAAUGUGAAGUGCUUAAGUGAUGCUGGAUUUUUUCUUGACGAAAGAGAUAUAAGUCUGAACAGCAGUAUGAGGCUUUUCUACAAAAAACUUGUUUCUCUACAGGGGGUAGAGAAGAAUCUGGAUAAAAACUGCACCAAUUCCCUCAAUUUGCCUUAUUUGUGCUUCUUCCCACAGUAUGCAUUGAAAUACAUUACCACGCCAUUUUUUAUCUUGAACUCAGCAUAUGAUGUUUUCCAAUUUCAUCAUAUAUUGGUGCCACCUUCUGCUGAUUUGAAUGGACAAUGGAGUCAUUGCAAGCUGAAUCCAGCAGCAUGUGAUGUAAACCAGAUAGAAACUUUGCAAGGUUUCAGGCGGGAUAUGCUUUUAGCAUUGAGAGAGUUCACACAUUCAAGAAGUGGGGGGAUGUACAUAAAUUCAUGCUUUGCUCAUUGCCAGAGUGAGUCACAAGACACUUGGUUUGGAGUGGACUCCCCAAGAAUUCACAAUAAGACUAUUGCAGAAACAGUUGGUGAUUGGCACUUCAGCAGAAGCGUAAAGACUAAAGAGAUUGACUGUGCAUAUCCAUGUGACAGUACCUGCCACAACAUUAUACCAGGUCAACAAUAAGAUUCACAUUUUGGAAAUGACAAAGGAGUUUGUUUCCACAUUCAAGGAAUCAAGGGAUAACGCAAAGAGCAAUUCUGACACAAUGAAGACUAUACCAUAUAUAUAAAUAUGUGUCUACAACAAGAUCACAAAUGAAGAGGAAAGAUUGUACAUGUACCACAUUUUUUAAUUCAAUCAACCAAUAAACUGCCACUAAUUGCAGUUUGAUUCUUGAAUGGUUUUUGUAUUCUUUA